This is a messenger RNA of Triticum turgidum subsp. durum (durum wheat), 1002 nucleotides long. The record is from the annotation of a GenBank genome assembly. NCBI's taxonomy places the organism in Eukaryota, Viridiplantae, Streptophyta, Magnoliopsida, Poales, Poaceae.
AUGCUGCCGCAGACCCUCGCCGGCUUCCUCUACACGUCCACCGACAACAGCAGACGCGGCCAGCACUUUGCCAGCCUCUCCGGCAACGGUGCAGCCCCGUUCGACCUUUCCCUCCCUUACCUUCACAAUAACAAGGACGACAAGGGCAUCACCCAGGUGGACGCCUGCAAUGGCCUUCUUCUCUACCGUCGCCACAAGAAGAACAAGGUGACCCCUUGGAAAAAAGAGGACGAUUUCGGUUUUGUGGUGUGCAAUCCCGCCAUAGGGAGGUGGAUGGAGCUGCCCCCACAACCGCAGGCGCCACCGAGAAGAUAUACCUACAUCACAGGCCUGGCUAUUGAUCCGGCAGUCUCGUCCCAUUUUCACAUUCUUCUUUUCGAAGAGACCUAUACUGGAUACUACAUCACAGGAGUGAACAUCUACUCAUCGCGAACAGGAGCCUGGAGUCAUAGGGACAGCAGUGGGAUGGUUGAGAAAGUCACCCUGUUCUCUAGGAGUAAAUGUGUCUUUGCUGGAGGUAUGAUGUACCUCAUGGGCAAUCUGGAGGACAUCAACGGUGAGUAUGUGCUGGUGGGGGUGGACAUGGAGGGGAAAGUGUGGAAGACUAUCUGCACUCCGUAUGUUCAAAGAUUUGGAACCAUUGGAUUGUCUCAGGGGUGCUUACACUAUGCUGUAGCUUCUGUCGGUGAUUACAAUGCAAUCCAGUUUACUGAGAUAGCGCUCUGGUGCCUCAAGGAUCGUGACAGUAAAGAAUUAGUCCUGAAGCAUACCGCCAACAUCAAUAAGCUUAUGAGCAUCACUGGAAAGAUGUACGUGGUGGUUGAGAUUCAUCCAGAUUGCGACACCAUUUUCUUGGUUUCAUUUCGUGGUGAUACCUUGGCAGCCUACGAUAUGCAACAUCAGAAAGUUGGCUGUAUCCUUAAUCUUGAGAAGAAUACACGACAAUUUCUACCUUAUGUUCCUCUGUUCUCGGAAUCAUUAGCAGAUGAAGAUGGGCGGUAG